AUGUUAAAAAUAAAUUUAAAUGUAAAUAUUGAUAAGAAAAUUAAUUUAAAUAUUUUCUUCUUUUUCGCCCUUUUAUUUAAAAUUUUAAUAAUAAUAAAUGCCCAAUUUCCACAAAAUCAAAUGGGAGGAGGACUUCCCCCACCUCCACCCCCUGUAGCUAUUCCUGUUGGUGGGGGUAAUGUUCCAGUAGUGGGUGGGGGUGGACAGAAUAUUGGUCCUCAAGGAUCUCAACUUUUUUCUGGAAUUGGAGAUAAUUUACUUUAUGGAGUAAAUUUGGUCCCUUUUGGCCCAGAAGUUGGCGACAGAAAAGUCCAUCCAGGAUUUUUGACAGCUGGACAAACAAUAGAUUUAUAUAUGUAUUUUCCUUUUUAUGGAGGUCUUUACAACUAUACAACUUUGUCAGUAAAUGGAUAUAUGGCUUUUGCUACAGUGCUUGACCAAGGCCCCACAAUUAAUGUCGGUCCCGAAGCUACAGAUUGGCCUAGACAACAAGAUCCAGCGAUGAUUGGCCCUUAUUUAUGCAAACAACAAAUACCCCAAGAUAGCAAUGUAGCUUUAAGAUCGGGUGUUUAUUAUCGUUUAAUUAUGAGACAAUCAAUGUUUGGUAGAGGUUCUGGAAUGAAUGUUGGAGGGCCAGAUGUUGGGGGAACAAUGCCGGAAAGUAGUUUCUUUGGUUUUCGUUUUCAAAAAUGUCCGGCGGCUGCUGACAAUUAUGUAAGGUGUGACGCCGCUGGAGAUUAUUUUCUUGAUCAAAUGAUGCGUUGGUUACAGGAAGGAGUAGCAGGGGCAACAGCAUUUUGUGCAGAUGCUGCUUUAGUCGUUACCUGGUAUAACACAGCCUCUGCAAUUUCUGGAAGGGCAGAUAUUGAUGGGGGGCAAUUGGCUACCUAUCAAGUUGUUUGGUUAACUGACCAAGCCGGAAGACUUAGUUAUGUUAUUUUAAAUUAUGACAAACUUGGAUUUGAUGCUGCUGAUAUUCGAAUGAAUUCUAGAAGUGGAAGGUGUCAGGCACUUUUCAAUGGAGGGAAUCACACAGGCUUUGUGCUUGUAGACCCAACACAAAAUUACAAAAACACCCCAAAAGUCCUAGCUCAGCGUUCUGGCGUUCCUCACAUGGUUCGUGGCCGUUAUAUGUUUAGAGUUGAUGAUGUUGUUAGGCCUGGAGGGUGUUCAAAUAAAACUGGGGGAACUUACCCAAUAAUGAUAUAUCCAAAUAUUGUAAAUAUGUUGGGUGAAAUGACUGUUGAUGUUAAUGCUAUUUGUUUGGAUAGAACACAAACAUAUAUUUUAAUGAUUGAACAAAGACAGACAGCUUCUUGUAUUGUACUUAAUGCAGCAAUGGCUAGAUGUAAUAUUCCAAAAAUUUAUGAUUGGGGAACUAAAACUGUGUUUUUCCAACCACAAAGUCAAGGAGCUAAUGAUGAAAGGGCUUUUGUUGGAUAUAUUUAUUUUGUUCCCCCAACAUUAGAUCCUAUGCGUUUGGAUGUUGGCAAUAUUUAUGAUUGGUACAAAAAUCCCUUACCAAAUAUCGUUAUGCCCAUUUCUUGGUAUCCCCGCAACUUUACAAAUCCAGAUUUAAACUUUUUUGAUCAAAACAUGCAUAUAAGUGAUGAUGCCGUUUAUGGUGUUCAAUUGGGUUUAUAUGUUAUUGGUUAUAAAGAAUCUAAGGAUGACCAAAUCAAAAAAUUCCGCCCUGAACAUCGAGUUCUUUGUAGAUUAGCAACUUAUUCUAAUAGAAAUACUUAUGAGUAUAGAUGGAAUGCACAGAAAGAGAGAAUUAAUUUAAAUCAAGUUGAACAAUGGUACAUGAAUGAUUGGGAAAGAAUGAAUGAACUUUUUACGUUUAGAGUUGGAUAUUUAAAAUUAUCUCCUGUACGGACAAACGAUCAAGCGGGGUUUCUAGCCCCUCAGCUUCUUUCUGGCCUUGUUUCUGCCCCAAUUUCCCUUCACUGGCUUUGGACUAUUGGAAAUCCUCGAUAUGAAACAACAACAUUUUCUCGUCAAGAACAAGACGUUCAACAAGAAUUUAUUGCUCAAAAAGCAAAAGAAAUGUGUCAUGAUUGGUUUGAUGAAGAUGGGGCUCAAUGGAAGUUUGUUACUCUGAUAUUCCGAAAAUAUUUAAAAAUAUUUCAAAGCUUUAUUCGAGAUGUAGAAACAAAUGCUUCCUGUCCUUGUAUGGAAAAUCAGGCCAAAUUCGAUUUAGGACGAUUUAUGCCUCAUCCACGUUGUUCACAAACAUUUAGAGAUAUAACCUGUACUUCUAUGAUUGGGGCUAAGAAUUGUUAUAUGAGUUCAUCCAACAUUUACGGCUCUUAUUCUGGCAGGCAUUUUGAUUAUGGUUAUGGAUAUAGUGAAUAUAGUAGAGGAGAUUUUUAUAGAGAUAGAGGGCCAGAAACGGGAGGUGAAGGAACUUCUUUUGGUGGUGGAUAUUAUGGAAGGGAUGGACAAGAUAGGGGAACACGAUUUCCAACACAUUAUGGACAAGUUUGUUGUUAUGACGAGAAGGGAUUUUUAAUGCAAACAACAUACCAACCAGUCAUUAAAGUAAUUGAAGAAACUCCCUAUAAUCCAGGCUUUCCACUGAGAGCCUAUGAAUUUGGUACCCCUCCAUAUAUGGGGCAGUUUGAAGUUCCUGGUCUUUCUGCCUUUCACCAUGAUUAUAUGCCUUAUUUUCUUUGUUGUAAAUUUGCCAAAUUUCGUUGCCAACUUUUUUAUUGGAGAAGGCCAAGUAGUGGAUGUCAACAAUAUCAACCACCAGCUAUUGGGGAAGCAAUGGGUGCUGGUACUUUCCACACUAUAGACAACGACAAAUUUGUUUUUAACGAGCCUGGUGUUUACACACUUCUCCACAUUCCCAAAACAAUAAAUAAUCCCGAAGUUCGGAUCCAAAUUCGUUUGGAACGUUAUCCCAAUAGACGUGUAGAUUUUAGUAUGCUAGGCCGUUAUCUCUCUCAAGAGCAAUUAGUUCAACCUACAAAUGCUACUAGAGUCUUAGUGUUGGCAAGAGGUGACACUCGGCGAUUUCGCUAUCGUACUUCUGUUAUUAUUGGAAAUAUACUUCGGUAUUUUGACACAAUGAGACUGCAACGAUUUAAGGGAGUUCUAAUUUAUGUAAAUAACGUGGAAAGAGGCCAACCAGAAGUUUAUGUAGUUUUGGAGGAAGCCCAAAUUGGUGUUCGAAUAAGAGAAAGUUAUUCUGUUGAUAUUGACAGAAUGCCAAUGUAUCAAGAAUCUAUGGGUAUUUUGGAUAUUGCUUUAAGUGUUCCUCCUCAAUAUGGAGUGCAACCAGAUGGAGAUAAAACAAGAGAUCAAGAAAUGCGUCAACGUUAUAAUUUGCCCCGAGUGUCAGGUUUAAUGCGUCCAUUCCCUGAUACAGUUACAGGCUCUAUAUACAGCACUUUGACUUUAAAUGAAGUUAAUUCUGAAUCAAUUAGACAACAAAUAAUUACUUACUAUAGAGUGCCUGGGUCUGGAGAACGUUUUACUGAUUAUCAACAACAAACAUUGAAUCAGUAUAUGAUACCUACUGAUAAUAUGUUCACAACCAGCCGAGAGGAAGACAAAAAGUUCGAAGCCUUCCCAGAGGCCGCAAUGAAAAACGAACCAAUCUACAAAACUGCCCAAAUUUACGAAACACCCCAAUACAGAUUUGUGCCUAGAACAGGCUCUGUAUUAAUGCAGAUAUUACAACAAUGCAAUGAUUUAGCUUCGAGAGAUACUCUCGGAAUGCAACCUUAUCAAGGCCAACUUUAUUGGGAUUGGGCUUCUCAAUGUCCAGACAAUCCAGGCAAAAUACUUCAACAUUGUGGAGAUAAUGUUCCUUGUCUUUAUGAUUUUACUCUUUUAAAUGCUGAAGUAUUAGGGAAUGAAGUAAAAGAUACUUGGAAUGCUUUUUUCCAUGAUAGGGGACAAGCAAUUAGAAGUUAUAAUAGUUGUGGACCUAUAAAUAUUGAAUAUCCUGAAUAUAUGAUUAAAACGCCAGCAUUAGCUCCAAGUUAUAUGCAAGGAGAUUCUCACUGGAUAAAAGGUGAUUCCGAAUAUAAAUGCUCACUAGUUGUUGAUUAUAAUUACCCCAAUAGCUAUAGAUUUGAAUGGAAUAAAGGUGGACAGCCUUGGUGCCGUUCUAGAGAAAUGGAUAAUAUGUUGACUUGGUUACUAGGCAUACUUGGAACAGUGGGUAUUAUACUUGUAGUUGUUCUCCUAUUCCUCAGUUGUUGGUGUAUUAAAGUUAAAAGAAGGCAGGAUCAAGUAAAUGCUGUUGGAGGCCCUUUACCUGGGAAAUUUGCAGUAGGGUCAAUUACUAGUUUGGAGCCUCCACCUAAUUUGAAUGAGGAAAAUGCUCCUCAAAUGGAAGAAACUUCUACAGCAAUGCCUGAGGGGAUUUUAGGGUUAAAUACUAGCGUUUGA
Meloidogyne enterolobii is the source of this 4407-nucleotide messenger RNA. Lineage: Eukaryota; Metazoa; Nematoda; Chromadorea; Rhabditida; Meloidogynidae. The record is from the annotation of a GenBank genome assembly.